Messenger RNA from Dromaius novaehollandiae (emu), 4532 nucleotides. RefSeq names its product SET domain bifurcated histone lysine methyltransferase 2 (gene SETDB2). The transcript is spliced from 26 exons. Lineage: Eukaryota; Metazoa; Chordata; Aves; Casuariiformes; Dromaiidae. Gene Ontology annotation, molecular function: DNA binding; histone H3K9 methyltransferase activity; protein binding. Gene Ontology annotation, biological process: negative regulation of gene expression; heterochromatin organization. Gene Ontology annotation, cellular component: nucleus. Bases 379 to 3753 code for a protein of 1124 amino acids. The record is from RefSeq and is a predicted model, not a curated record.
GCGCGGUGCCUGCGGAGGGGGCGGGUCAGGUCCGCGGCCUCGCUGUUGGGGGGAGCGGCGGUUGGGGCUGGGACCGUUAACGCCGCGGCGGGGCGGGGGGCGAGAGCGCCCUCUGGCGUCGUGGCGGCGGCGCGUGCGGGAGGCGGUGGCGGCGGCGCGGCUUUAUUCCUCUUCCUUUGGCCCGCAGGCUGCGACAUGCGCUGAGCGGAGGCGGGCGCUGCAGGGAGGCGCGGCAGCGGCAGCGGCGCGAGCGGCGCCCGCCCCAUGCUGGCCGUGGGCCCCGCGGGACGGCCCAGGCCGCGUACCGCGCUGCGGCGUGAGCCGGCGGCAUCCGGCGAGGAAGCAGCGUAGUGUCCCUGCGCGCAGCCGCCCCGGAGGAUGGAGGGGGAAAGAACGCUGUCGGACUGCCUUAAAGUGGAGAGCCUUACCAGUUCCACUGAAGAGGGAUUUGAAGGUGAUCUGAAGACAUUUUGGACACAAAUGGAAGGUAGAAGAGUGGACUUCAUAUUUGAGCAGGUGCAAAAUGUGCUGCUGUUGCUGAAGCAAAAGAUCAAGAAUGGAACUGCCACAAACCAAGAUUACUGGCAGGCUUGGGCUCUGGUGAAUGAAGCUAAUCUAAGUGAUCUCUUAACCUUGGCAAAAGUAAGUGAUGUCUUUGAUGGACGUGAUAUACAGGAACACAAACCCAAAUUGCAGGCUGUUCUUACAGAUAACAAUGCUGCAAACUCAGCAGAAGGCUGUCACAGCAAAAAGGAGCAGAAGGAAAAAUCAGGUUCAGAGAAUGCAGAAGCGUCUAGUGAAAUACGAAUGUUACCUCUAAAUCUGCAAUAUCAGAAUCACAAGUGCUCUAGUGCAUGUCUUGCCAACAGACCACUGAGCUCCUACAAGGGUGAAAAUCCUCUUAAGAUACCGAUUCUGUUUCACUUUCAAAGACGACAUGCAAAAGCCGACUGCCUUUCAAAAUCACUGGAUGUGAAUUACAAAGCUCCCUGUGGAAGGAGUCUGAGAAGUUUUCAAGAUGUGCAGAAUUAUUUGUUUGAAACAGAGUGCAAUUUCUUAUUCGUUGAUCACUUCUCUUUCAACACAUACGUACUGUUGGGCAGGAACACUGUAAAUCCUGAACCCCUUGUGUUUGACUUUGACAUUAGCAAUGGAGCUGAGUCUGUGCCUAUUUCCUUCUGUAAUGAUAUUGACCGUGCAAGAUUACCCUAUUUUAAAUAUCGGAGGGCAUCGUGGCCACGUGGAUAUUAUCUCAACAAUUUCUCCAGCAUGUUUGUUGACUCAUGCAACUGUACAGAUGGCUGCAUUGAUAGGUCAAAAUGUGCAUGCCUGCAGCUAACUGCAAGAGGCUGUAGUAAAAUUUCUCUGUCUCCAAGUACUAAAACAUCUCGUGGAUACAGUUAUAAAAGACUGGAGGGACCUGUUCCUAGUGGAAUUUAUGAGUGUAGUGUGUCGUGUACGUGUGACAAGAUGAUGUGUCAGAACAGAGUUGUACAGCAUGGCAUCCAAGUUCGGUUGCAAGUGUUCAACACAGAAAAGAAGGGCUGGGGCGUCCGCUGCCUAGAUGAUAUCGACAAGGGGACGUUUGUUUGCACUUAUUCAGGCAGAUUAAUGAGUAGAGCUGAAGUUCAAGUAUUGGGAGGUGCUAGUCAAGAGCUGAAAGAGCAAGGUGCUGUGAAUGACAGAGGGCACAGCUUCUUUUCAAAAAAAAGAAAAGUGGACACUGCUUGUUCAGACUCUGAGGUUGAACUAGUGCAGGCUGGCAAAGAGCACAUUCUUGAGAAGCAGGAGUCUUUGUCUCAGACUAUGAAUGAUGAAAAUAAAUCAACUGUGGUUUGUCCAAGGAAUUUGAAUAUUGCAGCCAUGAGAAGGCCUGGAACUAGAAUAGCUGUUCUUCACAGUCACCGGCUAAAAAUGGAAGUUGAUACAUCGGUGCACAGUGCCAGCUCAAAUGAAGAAAAUAGUUCUCAGUCCCAUCAGUCAAGCAAAACAAAACUAACCACUGGAACAAAGAAAGGAAAAGAAAAGUCCAAUCAGCAGCAGAAGGAAGAACAUCCGAUGGGAACUGGACAGACAGAGCUUGCUGGUGGGAAUGGUGCAGAAUGCAAAAGGAAGAGUCUGUCUCAGCAGGGUGCUGCCUGUGGCCUGCCGGCUGUGCUGGAUGAUGCUUGUGCUGUGAGACAGUCCCAAAACGUACCACAAAAAGCUGACUGCAAAGAGGAAAAACACAGGCAGUCAAAACAAGAGGCAUUUUGUGAGGAGGCUGAUGGUGACAGGGCAUUUCUGAAGAAUGCUAAUGAUGAAAAUAUUUAUGUACUGGAUGCCACAAAAGAAGGAAAUGUGGGUCGUUUUCUUAAUCACAGCUGUUGCCCAAAUCUCUUUGCACAGAGUGUGUUUGUAGAGACUCACAACAGAAGUUUCCCAUGGGUGGCGUUCUUCACAACCAGGCAUGUGAAAGCCGGAACCGAACUUACGUGGGAUUAUGGUUAUGAAGCUGGAAGCAUGCCAGAGACAGAAAUUUCGUGUCAGUGUGGAUUUCAGAAGUGCAGGAAAAAAACCUUAUACAGAGUAUCAUUUAAAAGAACUGAGCACAAGCACCAAGCACCAGGAUUUCUCCUCAGAGCCUGUAAGAGCACCGGGGACUGUAGAUCCACCUUUAGCCUCUUCCUCACCAAGUUCCCAGAGCCCCUGGAGCCAGAUCCUCUGACUAGACCUGAGCAGGGCCUAUCUUCCGGGGGAAAAAGGGGAAAAAGAAAAGAGAGACUGAGUGAAGAAGGACAACGGAGACUUGAGUGGAUAUGGCCAGAAAAAGAGAACAGAUGUUCAUGGGGCAAAUUCCAGGGCAUAGAGAAAAUGGUGUUGCUCAGUCUUCUUGCUCCAGGUGAUUUCCAGAUAAUGGCGAAGAUGGUGAGAAGAACAUGUGCGUUUUGUUCAGAGGGGGAGGCUGGCUCUAUAAUGUACAUUGCCAAAGAGCAAAAUAUUGCAGCUCAUCAGGAUUGUUUGUUAUUUUCCUCAGGAUUUGUGGAAUCUGAAGAGUAUAACCCAGAUAAUCUGGAUAUAAGGUUUGAUGUGGCAUCAGUGUUGAAUGAACUCAGAAGAGGAAAGCGGCUGAUGUGCAACUUUUGUCGCAAGAAAGGAGCCACUGUGGGAUGUGAGGAAAGAGCCUGUCGCAGAAGUUAUCACUACUUCUGUGCACUCUGCGAUGAUGCAGCAAUAGAAACAGAUGAAGUCAAUGGAGUUUACCGAGUGUUCUGCCCAAAACAUGACCCAGGCAAUAGGACCAAUCACUAUGAUGCAGCUAAUAAGAGGAAAAGGCAUGCAAUGAAAUCCUCCGCCAUCAGGGAACAAAUGAGCACAGAAGAGACAGAAGAUGAAAACAGUUUACGAAUACUAAAAAGAAAAAACAACAGGCAAAAAGUACGAAUAGAUUUUCUUAGGAAGUGCAAACAGGCGGGGCUUUUGGAUGACAUAUUUGAAGAGAUGCUGGACACACUUCACCUGGCACAGGAAAAACUGAUGGAUGACAACACUUCGGAAACUGAGUAUGAAGAAACAGUAAUGUCACUCUUUGACUGUGGACUGUUUGAAAACAUACUGACAAAUAUUCAUUCAGGGACAGAGGAGAAAAUCCAGGAACUUCUAGAAACCAGGAAAAAACUGGAUAACCAGAUUGAACUACUGCAAGACAUAAAAGAAGUUGCCCUUCCCAACCAGGAGAACACCGCUAGUACAUCCAGUACAGUGUCUGAAUAACCCUAAAGUCUUUCUGUAAUGUCAUCAAUAUUCAAAAUUUUCUGCUGAUAGAAACCAUAGAGCACGUCUGGUGAGUGUGUAAGUGAUUUUUUUUUUUUUUUAAGGAUAGGGACACAAACAAAUCGGGUGUUUUACUCAUUUUUAUACCUCACUGUUGCAAUAAUUUUAAGUUGUACCUUUAUUUUUUACUGUGGAUCAAUGAGUGUUAGACACUUAAUUUAGCUUUUUAAAGCUGAACAAAACCCUCCAACCAAGAUUUUAUCCAAGACAAGGGAGCAACAGCUGCCACAGAACAUUUUUUUUUAUGUCACUUUAGUUGAGGCAGCCCUCUUCAGAAUGUGCGAGGGAGCUGCUUCACUGUCUGCUUGGAGACAGUGUUGUUUUAAGGAUCACUUUGCUGCUUUGGCUUUCCAAAGAAGAUAAAUUAGCAGAACUUGCACUCAGAAACCUUCUGAAUUAUGAACAGGAGUUUUUUUUUUUUUUUAAUUGAUUUCUUCAUUGACAAUGUUAAGCAUAUAGCUAGUUCUGCUAUAACAGCAGUGGUGAAAUGGUGGUUGCAGGCAGACAGGAAUGUCUGAGUACCAUGCUCUGAUACCAUAGACAAUGUAAAAUGGUAUCAAAUAAUGGACUGUAUUCUCCUUUCUCCAUUAAGAAAGGAUAUGACUUCCAUGUGCUUUGUCUUAAAGGUUACUAUACUGAAAUUGUUUGAAUACAGAAAAACAUUGUUUAGCUACAAAACUAAGUUAAUAAAAUGUUUUUAAUAAAAAGUUGUGCAUUUA